AUGCGCGACACAUUCUUUGGCAUUAAAGCCGAGCCGCAAAGGCCAACGUCAGUGGCGACCGAGUUCAUGGACAUGGAAUGGGACGACGACGUGCUCAGCGAGUUUGAAGACAACUCUCCAAGGAUCAGUGUCAACUCUUCUGGCGGCCAGCCAAGUAUCACAACACUCUCAUCCUACGAUGAGGUGCAGACGCCAAGGUCGAGUCAAGGGCGGAUGAUGUACGCGACGGAGAUGAUGGAAUCACCAAACAAGAACACUGAGGGUCCUUCCGGCCCGCACCUGUUCCGCGCUUCCACCGCCAGCUACUUUGACGAGGCCAUUCUGACGCUGUCCCCGGUGACACCCAAGACGGCGCGGCCUUUUGACGAGCCCUUUAGACACAUCAGACCGCAGCAGCCGCCGGUGCCCCUAUCCAGACACCAGAGCGGUCCUUUUCAAUUCACGUACGAAGAGUUCGAGUCGAGGGAGCUCGUCUCAUGGACGCCAGAGAUGGUUGCGCAGUCGAUGCUCAAUGCUGGCAUUGAGCUCUCGGUCGCCGGCCGUUUCGUCGAGAACGACAUCAACGGACCCAUCCUAAUCACGUUGAAGUUUGAGGACCUGAAGGAAUUGGACAUUCCCUCAUUCGGCAUGAGGACGCGCGUGUGGAACCAGAUCCAGGUCUUGCGCGACAGCAGACCCAGCUCGCCCCGCGCCCCGACGCCGAUCCAGGACGAGCCGAGCCGCGAAGUCAAGAAGGAGACCCGCGAGGUCCGGGCGGCGGAGAGGCAGCAGGUGGACGACUGCGGUAUGAAGAGGAGCAAGAGCAGCAGGAGGCGACCCAAGAAGCCGUCGCACGACGACAUCAUCACCCCCAUGGAGUCCGUGUCCAUCGUCGGCAUCGAGCAGGUCGUCCCCAAGCCGCAUCAGUGCCCCAAGGGCGAGAACUGUUCAAAGUGGAGGAAACAGCAGCGCCUCAUCGAGGCCUUCAAGAAGGAGCACCCCUUUGUCGACCUCGAGACGGAACAGGUCGUCAUCACCGGGAACCCGGGCAACCCGCACACGGCCAGGGCCCUCGACCCUACGCAGAUCCUCAGGCCCGUCUCGGACGCCGUCCCGUCCGUGGUGGCUUCCUCCGAUGUGCUGGGACCCGGUAACGCAACUCCGCUGCAGUAUCUCCAGGAGGCUGCUCUCCGCAACGUCGUUGCGAGAGAUCCUCAGGAUAAUGUGCGCCAGUUCCUCGACUUCCAGAAGCAUGAGGAUACCACGGUACCCCCGACACCCCCCUUCGAGAUGGGCUUCCCCUCCAUGAAGGCCCAGCCCGAACGCCUCCGUCACCUCCCGAAGCUCUCCAUCCCCGGCGCGCAAGCUCCCCGCGCAAGCCCUCUGCGCGCCUCCACGGUCCCUCCCCCUUCCUCCCACCCGGAGCCUCUCCCGACACCUCCCUACCAGCAGCAGCCGCAAGGCUUCGUCCCCUACCACAUGGACCGGGCCGAGGCCAUGUCCCCGGACCUACAGAGCCCCGUCAACAACCCCUACCGCUUCGGCACCCCAUUCUCCGAGAUGGACGUCCCCGUCACCGCCGUGCCGAUGGACCGCAUCGCCCGCGAUGUCUCCCAGUCCGUCCCACCCGAGAUGAACUACCGCGCCGGCAUCACCAAGCAGCAACAGCAGCCACCGCCCCUUUCCCGCACUCAAUCCCGCUCCUCCGCCCGCCGCCCCUCGUUCCCCGUCCUCCCAGCCCUCAACGAGAACACCGCGACCCCCAUCGCCCGCACAUCCCCCAGACACACCUCCCCACGCACCUCCGUCCGCCCUCAACCCCUCCAGACACAGCACCACCAACAACAACCUCUCCAAGCCCCGCCCCGCGUAAACUACCCUUGGUCCCCCAUCGAGCGCACAACCCCCUUCGAGCAAGCCAUCCCCCCAAUCUCCCACCUCGCCGCCGCUCUCCCCGUCAAACAAGCCGCCUCGGCAGCCCAGCAGGACGGCGUAACCUUCCAAGGCCCCAUGAAGAAGCGCAAGACCAAGAUGCUCCGCCACGAGUGGAACGACACCUUCUGCACCCUCAAAGGCACCCGCCUCGCCGUCCACAAGGACGCAAAGACAGUCGACCGCACGCUCGAGUACGUCAACGUAGACGACUACGCCAUCGCGUGCUCCAGCCUCGCCUCGCAGAGCAAGCUCACCGCCGCCUUCAAGGCCGUGCAGUUCUCCUCCUCGCACAGCCGUGAGAAGAGCGACCCCGUCGCGGCGUUUAGCUUCCAGCUCAUCCCCCAGGAUAAAGAUAAAGAGUCCGCGGGCGCGAAGCUGAGGAAGCGCGGGAGCGCGCUGCAUGGUUUUGGCCCGAAGCACGGGCACUCUUCGAGUUCGGGGUCGAUCCCCGCCGAGGGCGCGAAUGGCACGGGCAAGACGCAUCAUUUUGCCGUCAAGAGCCGCGAUGAUAGGAUCGAUUGGAUGCGGGAGCUGAUGCUUGCCAAGGCGCUGAAGCAGAAGGGGGAUGGGUUCGAGGUCAGUGUUAAUGGUAACAUGAUCUAG
Molecule: messenger RNA, 2517 nt
Organism: Colletotrichum godetiae
Lineage: Eukaryota; Fungi; Ascomycota; Sordariomycetes; Glomerellales; Glomerellaceae
Product: PH domain-containing protein
Exons: 2
Coding region: 1-2517 (838 amino acids)
Molecular function (GO): protein binding
Source: RefSeq, a predicted model, not a curated record